AAGUUCAAUGUCAAAAUGCGAGACAGCGUAAAAAACAAAUACAUGACAGAUUCUGCUUUUCGGAGCAGGAAAAAAAAUUAUGUUGUCAAGAGGUACAGCACGGAUCCAGCCAUUCUGAACAGGCAGAAAAAGUAUGUUGUCCAGAGGUACAGGAAGGAUCCAGAGUUCAGGCUACAUCAUAUUCAACGCUGUAGCCUGCUCAGAAGACGCAGGUUGGCUGCCAAUCCUGACAUGCGUCAGAAGUUGCAGAGAGCACUGAGCAUCAGGCGGAAAUACCGACAGCUCGGAACCUCUUGCCAGCCAGUGCUCACUUCAGUGAUGGCAGCGGCAAUAGCAGAAUUCCGUGAGACCAUCAGCCAUGGACCAACAUACGUCUGUACUGUCUGCCACAGGACUAUGUUUCCAAAUCAAGUCAAGUCAUGCAAGAGAGUUAAAUACUCCACCAACAUCGACGUGGCACAGGCUUGCUUGACUGGAACAUAUGUGCAUGUCUGUGACGCUGAGUGCUCCUCCCCUUGCUCAAUGCCACCAGAGAGACUGCAGGAGUGGAUCUGCCACAACUGUGACAGCCACCUCAGUCGUGGGAGGAUGCCAACACAUGCAGUAGCGAACAAUUUAGAGUUGGCACCCAUUCCCCCGGAGUUGGCCCAACUCAACAUGCUGGAAAGACAGCUCAUCGCAAAAAUCCUCCCGUUUGCGAAGAUCAUCGCCUUACCGAAAGGACAGCAGCGAGCAGUCCAUGGAGCUGUUGUGUGCGUUCCAUCGGAAGUGGAAAGCGUUGUCAACAGUCUUCCACGUCCCCUCCCAGAAGCACAGCUACUGCAGGUGAAAUUAAAGCGUCACAUUCGAUUCAAAGGUUACCAGCACUUCUACACUGUCAACAUGAAGAAUGUGCUGGUAGCCCUGGAAAAACUCAGAGAGCAGCACUCUGAGUAUUCUGAUGUGACCAUUGAUGAACAGGCCACGUUCCAAAAUCUCCUCCACGACUCAGACAACGAGUGCACGGAUGAUGCGCAGUGGGGAGAAGACGGCAUGCUCGACGAGGAGCUGCUGGAGGCGGCUGAUAGCUACACUGAGCCAGUCUUGGCCGAUUUUGUGUCAGCCGCAGGAACGAGUCGGCCAGAAGACGACCAAACGUGCAAUACUGACAUGCCAUCACCAAGCACUGAGCUGGAAAACCGGUCCAAUAUGUCACGACAGAAACCCUCUUGGAGGAGUCUGCUGAUGACAUAG
Molecule: messenger RNA, 1233 nt
Organism: Acanthochromis polyacanthus (spiny chromis)
Lineage: Eukaryota; Metazoa; Chordata; Actinopteri; Pomacentridae
Exons: 2
Coding region: 16-1233 (405 amino acids)
Source: RefSeq, a predicted model, not a curated record